CACGAGAGGGAGAGGGAGGGAGAGGAUGGCUUAUGGCGAGGAGGAAGGGGAGGGCGGGAACGCGUCAGAGAGGACGGCGUUCAGAGUUGCAGAGAAGAAGUACAAGCUCUACAAGGACCCUCAACCCAAACCCAGGAAGAAGCAGCAGUGCCGUCCCCACCACCCGCCCGUCGAUCUCUCGCAAGUCACGGACUUCAGGUCCGUCCUCGAUUCCUUCUCGUGCAAUGGAGUCCUGCCGCCAGGAAUUCGAAAGUUCCCGGAUGAUUCCGGUCUCUCUGUCUUCACCUUCGAUGAUCGCCCUGGUUUUUAUUUUAUCCUGGAUGCACUGAGUAUAGAGGAACAACAUCACUUGGUGAGGGAGAGCUUAACCCAAUUUCCUCAACCGCCGAACAGAACUAAUCAUAAUGCAAUCUACGGUCCAAUUUACAAUUUAUUUGAUGCACACAAAGAAGGAAAGGUCUUGGUUGAAUUAUGUAGUCCCAAUACAAAAGCAAUUGAUGCUGGAUCAUGCUUGGAUUCAAUAGAUUCAAAUGCUUGUAGAUGGGUGUUUGUAGAGGAAGGCCAUUGCACAAGCAAGGGGAGUCCACAUAAAAAACUUCCAGCAUCUAUGCUAUUGAGGAAGUUGCGGUGGAGUACUUUGGGAUUGCAAUUUGACUGGUCCAAGCGUAGCUAUGAUGUUUCUCUUCCACAUGGCACUAUUCCGGACAUGCUAGCUGAAAUUGCCAAGAGACUGGCUAGAUUAGCCACGCCAGAGGAUGAAUUCCAUCCAGAAGCUGCAAUUGUUAAUUAUUAUGGUCCUGAUGAUACCCUUGGUGGUCAUGUUGAUGACAUGGAAGCAGAUUGGAGUAAGCCCAUUGUAAGCAUCAGUCUUGGAUGCAAAGCUGUUUUCUUGCUGGGUGGGAACCACAGGGAUCACCCUCCAAUUGCAAUGUUCGUGCGGACUGGUGAUGUUGUUCUUAUGGCUGGGGCAGCAAGGGAAUGCUUUCAUGGAGUACCACGGAUCUUCACAGAUGAAGAAAAUGCAGACGUUUCUGCUCUUGCUCAACAAUUUCCUAGUGCAGAUGAGUUCUAUUUCAAGAAUUAUAUCCAAACAUCAAGGAUCAACAUCAAUGUUAGACAAGUUUUCUGAUUCUACCGUCACGAGAAUACAAGAUCUUGGACCUCUGAAAUCUAUGAUCUCAAAACCAACUAAUCCUUUCUGCUUGGUCAUCAAAGUUAUUGUUUCAUCGUCAGCGCUUUUCAGGAGAAGCUGCUUUAUUCAUUGUUUCUGAUUGCUUGGGUACAGUUCUUGAACAAUGAACAGAAAGACUUAAAAAGGCUCAUGUCUUCCGUUGCCAUCAUCAGUGCCUUGAUUCAGGAAGGAAGACCUGUCCAUGGAUCAUAGCAGAAUUUUCAGAACCUCUAGACAACAUGAUGUGACAUUGAAACAGAUAAAGAAAAAUAAGACCGUAAUGUCCAGUUGCACACUGUUUAAAAUUUAAAGUACAUAUGAUGAUUA
Messenger RNA from Nymphaea colorata (pocket water lily), 1498 nucleotides. RefSeq names its product alpha-ketoglutarate-dependent dioxygenase alkB. Gene Ontology annotation, biological process: oxidative RNA demethylation. The record is from RefSeq and is a predicted model, not a curated record. The transcript has 7 exons. Gene Ontology annotation, cellular component: nucleus; cytoplasm. NCBI's taxonomy places the organism in Eukaryota, Viridiplantae, Streptophyta, Magnoliopsida, Nymphaeales, Nymphaeaceae. Bases 26 to 1129 code for a protein of 367 amino acids. Gene Ontology annotation, molecular function: broad specificity oxidative DNA demethylase activity; ferrous iron binding; oxidative RNA demethylase activity.